Abrus precatorius (Indian licorice) is the source of this 2675-nucleotide messenger RNA. Its product is annotated as mannosyl-oligosaccharide 1,2-alpha-mannosidase MNS1. Gene Ontology annotation, biological process: N-glycan processing; carbohydrate metabolic process. NCBI's taxonomy places the organism in Eukaryota, Viridiplantae, Streptophyta, Magnoliopsida, Fabales, Fabaceae. The record is from RefSeq and is a predicted model, not a curated record. The transcript is spliced from 14 exons. Bases 413 to 2134 code for a protein of 573 amino acids. Gene Ontology annotation, molecular function: calcium ion binding; mannosyl-oligosaccharide 1,2-alpha-mannosidase activity. Gene Ontology annotation, cellular component: Golgi membrane; endoplasmic reticulum.
ACUUGAAUUGAGCUAACGGGACCCAUGCCAUGGAGAAUUGAAGUCUCAGCUUCCUUUCUAUGACCGAUGAUGUUUCGCAGUUGAGUUUGCAAAUUAAGUGUUCGAUUCCAAUUAAACUAUUAAUCUGCUUUCUCUAUCUUAUUCUUCUUCUUCUUCUUCUCAGUCGUAGCCUUCCCCAACACAAUUUUAAUGCCUCCCAAAAAAUAAUUAAUAAAUCUUAUAAACCCUCAAACAAAAAAAAACCUCUUGUGGUGUUCACAUCCACAACAACAACCACAUCGGACAAACAAAACGUGAAUUUCAAGGAAGGGUUGACACGAUCUUCGUAUUUAGAAUUGAACAAACAACAACGUUGGUUGUUGCUUGGUCUCUGCAGCAAGUCAAGUCCAAAGCUUAGAUCUUUUUUGUGGAAAUGGCGAGAGGGAGCAGAUCAGUGACGAGCAGUAAAUGGAGGUACUGCCACCCCUCUUAUUAUCUGAAGCGUCCAAAGCGUCUUGCCUUGCUCUUCAUCGUUUUUGUUUGCGCCUCUUUUCUUGUCUGGGACCGUCAAACUCUAGUCAGAGAGCACCAGGUUGAAAUUGCCGAGUUACAGAAAGAAGUUUCUGAUUUGCAAAAUUUGUUGGAUGAGUUAAAUAAUGUGAAAGGUACUGUUGAGAAGAUUGACUUGAAGAGAAAAGCUACCAAGUCCAGUAAAGAGGUCCCGGAUGAUCCCAUUGAUAUUGACAGAAGGGAAAAAGUAAAAGAAGCAAUGCUUCAUGCUUGGGGAUCUUAUGAGAAGUAUGCAUGGGGCCAAGAUGAACUUCAGCCACAGUCAAAGAAUGGUGUCAAUAGCUUUGGAGGUCUUGGAGCAACUUUAGUAGAUUCUCUUGAUACAUUAUACAUUAUGGGUCUCAAUGAACAGUUUCAAAAAGCACGAGAAUGGGUUGCAAACUCUUUGGAUUUUAACAAGGAUUACGAAGCAAGCGUUUUUGAGACAACCAUAAGAGUAGUAGGUGGCCUUCUUAGUGCAUAUGAUCUUUCAGGGGACAAAGUUUUCCUUGACAAGGCUAGAGAAAUUGCAGACAGGUUACUGCCUGCAUGGAAUACACCCACCGGAAUUCCUUACAACAUCAUCAACUUGUCACUUGGACGUGCACACAACCCUACUUGGACUGGGGGUGAGAGUAUCCUGGCAGAUUCUGGCACUGAACAACUAGAAUUCAUUGUUCUAUCUCAAAGGACUGGAGACCCAAAGUAUCAGCAGAAGGUUGAAAAAGUAAUUACACAGCUUAAUAAAACAUUUCCUGAUGAUGGAUUACUUCCUAUCUAUAUUAAUCCUGAUAGUGGAAAAGCAGGCUACUCUCCUAUUACAUUUGGUGCCAUGGGUGACAGUUUUUAUGAAUACUUGCUCAAAGUUUGGAUACAAGGGAAUAAAACUUCAGCUGUAAAACAUUAUAGAGAUAUGUGGGAGAAAUCAAUGAAAGGUUUAUUAAGUUUGAUUAGGAGAUCAACACCAUCUUCUUUUGCUUAUAUAUGUGAGAAGAAUGGAGGAUCACUCUCAGACAAAAUGGAUGAACUAGCGUGCUUUGCUCCUGGGAUGCUUGCUUUGGGAUCAUCUGGUUUUGGUGUCGAUUCGCAGGAGUUUCUGUCACUUGCAGAAGAGCUUGCUUGGACAUGUUAUAACUUCUACCAAUCAACUCCAUCAAAAUUGGCUGGAGAGAACUAUUUCUUUCAUUCUGGGCAGGACAUGAGUGUGGGUACAUCAUGGAACAUUCUGAGGCCAGAGACAGUUGAAUCACUCUUUUACCUUUGGCGUUUAACUGGCAACAAAACAUACCAAGAAUGGGGAUGGAACAUAUUUCAAGCUUUUGAGAAGAACUCCCGCAUAGAGUCUGGCUAUGUUGGACUGAAGGAUGUUAACACUGGCGUCAAAGACAACAUGAUGCAAAGCUUCUUUCUUGCAGAGACUUUGAAGUAUCUUUAUCUUCUCUUUUCACCUUCUUCGGUCAUCUCAUUAGAUGAAUGGGUAUUCAACACAGAAGCCCACCCUCUGAGGAUUGUGACCAGACAUGAAGGGGGACAUGUUGACAACUUGAGUGAGAAGCAGAAACCUUUUUCUAGACUAAGAGGCAGGAAGGAAGGUUUGUCAGGUUAGAUCUCCAUUCUUCUCCACCAUUGCUGGUUGAUGAACCCCUUUCACCAAAUCAAAGAGCAGUUUAUUCCACUAUGGAGUUUGUAAGAUGUCAGCAUUCCUUCAUUGGGAAGCGGUUACGGCCCUGGAGGAGUAAGGCGUUCAUUCUGCUGCAGAUGGUAUCAUCUAAUAUAGGAAAUAGUUAACUCUUCAUUGAAGUUCAUACAAAAUGGGUUUAUUAAACAUGACCUGACCUUUUGUUGAUGAACGACCCUUUUGAAAUUCAUAGCCAAUAGGUUGUUGUCCUUUAUUUUCUUUCUCUGAAACCAAAUUUUCAGAGCAUUAUUACAACUGAGGCAUAUAGCUUGGGCAGUGCUUUUACUCGUUAAGGAAGCGCAAGGUAGUGUGUUAUACACUUCUAUUAUUGUUUCUUUAGUGAAUUUUGAUACGGAACUAUAAGUGCAUCUCAGUUUUUUUGUGUAUGGGACUCGUUACUCAUUUAGUCUUUGAAUACUCUGAAGUGAACCCAGUCCCCUAAAUAGAAAAAAUGUCAAUCUCGUUGUGG